UAGAAAGAAAAAAAAAAACAAAAACAAAAAUAAUAAAAUAUCAGUUAUCAUCCUUAUUGAAACCUAAAUUAAAUUCGAUCCGAGACGGAAAAAAGCUCGACGAGUCGGCGGCGGAGUAAAACAGUCGGAGGAGCUAUGGCGAUGCAAACCGGAAUCGGCUUAUCAAGGAUCUUUCUCUUAGCCGGAGCAGGUUAUACCGGUACGAUCAUGAUGAAGAACGGUAAAUUAUCUGAUAUAUUGGGUGAAUUGCAGUCUCUGGUGAAGGGUAUGGAGAGAUCUGGAGAGGAAGGAGACUCUGAUGUCUCCGAUGCUAUAGCUGCACAGGUUCGUCGGUUGGCUAUGGAGGUUCGACAGCUAGCUUCGGCACGGCAGAUAACGGUUAUGAAUGGAGUUUCUGGUGCGAACUUGCAAGCACUUGCUGUUCCUGCUGCGGCAUUGGGAGCUUUAGGAUACGGUUAUAUGUGGUGGAAGGGACUCUCGUUCACUGACCUUAUGUAUGUGACGAAAGCCAACAUGGCUACUGCCGUGGCUAACUUGACUAAGAAUCUGGAGCAAGUUUCAGCGACCCUUGCGGCUGCAAAAAGGCAUUUAACGCAAAAGAUUCAGAAUAUGGAUGAUAAGGUAGAGAAGCAGAUUGAUCUCUCCAAGGAAAUCAAGAACCAGGUCACCUUGGCUCGUGGAGAUAUCAACUUGCUUGAGAAUGAGUUGCAGUCAUUGAAUGAUUUGAUUAGUGGUCUGGAUGGGAAGUUGGACACGCUGGAAUACAAGCAGGAUGUCACAAAUGUUUGCAUGCUACACUUGUAUAACUAUUUUGGAGGCAAGAGCACUAAACUGCCUGACAUGGAGCAGCUUCAACUGCCUGUAAACCAGAAAGCUCGUAAUUUGCUUGGAGAUGUUGGAACUAAGGGGCUGAAAAACUUUGCUGAACAACUGCUUAUAAGCAAUGACACAGAGGGAGGAGCAACCACGGUGAGAAGAAUUGGUAUAACCAGGGCCAAUGACAAGUCGGGGCCGCUGUUAUCAAGGGUUGCUUCAGCUGGGUGUUGAUGUGGAAGUUUCCUGAUGGUGGUUGGCUUGCGGGAUGUAUAUAAACAACAAAACUCUUAUACUAAAUUGUCUCGUGAGCUCACGGUAGAAAGGCUCUCUUAUAUUUAUAUUCGUUUGCUUGGUUUACCUCUCCUUCCGCUAAACUAUAUUGGGUUUGUACUUUGGGAAUGUAUUAUCUUGAACUUUUUGUUUAUUGACAUGGACAUGUGUUGGUGUCCGCUUUUUGGACUUUUGAAGCAAAUAAAAUAAAGUUGAUGUGGGGGAUUAUGCACC
This is a messenger RNA of Brassica oleracea var. oleracea, 1320 nucleotides long. RefSeq lists its product as uncharacterized. The transcript has 12 exons. Lineage: Eukaryota; Viridiplantae; Streptophyta; Magnoliopsida; Brassicales; Brassicaceae. Bases 136 to 1047 code for a protein of 303 amino acids. The record is from RefSeq and is a predicted model, not a curated record.